AUGGCCGCUGCUCGUCUCGCCGUCCUCCGCGCCCUCUGGUCUCCGACGAAAACGGUUCCAAAUCUCACCGUUCGAGACAUUCGAUUCAUCGACUUUGCGGCCCUCCGGCAUGCUGGUUUCGACGGCGUCGUCUUUGACAAGGACAACUGUCUCACACAUCCACGCGAAGAUGCACCCGUUCCUCACCUCGUCAACACGCUACGCGAGGUCACAACCGUAUUUCCAAAGCACCAUGUGCUCGUCGUGUCAAACUCUGCGGGCUCAUACGGCGACGACGUAGAGUGGAUUGAAGCAGACGCCGUCGAAAGAGCAUUUUCACGCGCUCUCAAGGCAGAAACGACGACAGAGGACGCUCCUGUUCAUGUCCUACGCCACCGACGCAAGAAGCCGAGCAAAAAAUGCGCAAAGGAGAUUUACAACUACUUUGAGCAAGUCAAAGCUUGGCGAAACCCACCUCUGCUCUCCCAACCGCCGACGACCUCGGAUGCGCAGGUUCGCAUAACGCAGGAACAAGACGCUGUACCGAGGCUAUCGACAGCUUUUACACCGUUUGAAGCGAGUCUGACACUCAAUUCGUCUUCAAGUUCGACUGUCCUCGACUCGGUCUUGCCCGUCAAGCCCCUCCGACUACCUGUGGAUCCUGCCACUCUCCCCUCCGCUUCGUCCACCAAACCACGCCUUGUCUUUGUAGGUGACCGAAUCAUGACCGAUGUUCUCCUCGCAAAUGAGAUGGGAGCCUAUAGCGUCUUGACCACGCACCUAUGGAAACCAAACGACGUUGUCUUCUUACGUAUCAUCGAGAGCACGUUUUUGCGAAUGUUUGGUCCUACAGACUUGAUCGCCCACAUCAGACGCCUUUACGAAUUCGGGAUGGACCUGCUGGAACUAUACCCACCAGAAGUCUCCUCGGAGAUCAUCGCGUACGCGUGUCUUACAAAACAUCACCAAGAUUGGGAAGAGGUUAUCUCUGUCGAUCUACUACUCGAUCUAACACUUGUGUCGUCUACCUGGCAAGCAUUUAUUAUCGGCACGCCGGGCUUGUGGGCCGACAUCUUCCUCGAUUCGCGUCAGGAAGAAUUAGCCCUUAAGCUUGCACUACAAUGCGAACUAUCUAGAGAUCACGCAUUGUCAAUCUCAGUUGGCCUAUUAAAUUCCACCGUGUCAGGAGAUUUCUUGCCUUUACUCGACAACCAUCGGCACCGAAUACAAGAACUCACCGUCCUCGAUGAGAUACAAUUAUCAAUAUUUUUCAACACCGUUAGCUCACUUCCGUGCUUGAAGUCACUACUAUGUCAAAAAUGUCGUAUUGGCGAAGCCACCACCAGAUGUAUCGACCAGCACCCAUCACUACAGGUUGUCAAAGGGAUAUACGUCAAUCAGCAGGUUCUCACAUCCAACUGGCUACAUUGUCUCAGGGAGGUUGACGUGGGUGUUCCGCUACAUGAACUAGUGCCACACCUCGAUGCUCUCUCCAACAUCCGUCAUAUACGAUUUAAAUCCAUCAACCGGCCCCAGGAGGGGAUUAGAGAGGUGGCACUGGACUACCCUUUUACUUCUUUGAUGGGUAUCGGGGAGCAGCAAGGGUUGAAUUUGCACCUUUGGCCACAUCUCAAGAAGCUCCAUGCCCAUGGAGGCCUGAAAAUCGAUUGGAUCGGAUCAGGACUUAAAAACCUUCGCUCAAUAACUCUGGCACAAGGCAGCUCUGCAAAAGAUCCGUAUCAAGGCACUAGACUCCUGUACAUCCUCUCCCUUUACCCCCAUCAAUUCCCUGUUCUCACCGACCUCAAUCUUGUACCACGCAUAGAAUGGGAUAUCCUCUUUUGUUGUCUCGAAGCACGCAACGCCCAGAAGGUCGAGUCAAAUGUGCGUAUAGAGGCCAUCACAUUCAAUGGAGAAAUACCAUUUGGAUUUCCAGAACUCAUUUCGAGACUUCUACGCGGAGAGGAAGUCAGAAGACCAUCUAAUCUCAACCUCUCAUGGAUUGGCAAUCUUGAUCUCCUCCAAGACAGCAAUCUGUAA
Serendipita indica DSM 11827 is the source of this 2019-nucleotide messenger RNA. Lineage: Eukaryota; Fungi; Basidiomycota; Agaricomycetes; Sebacinales; Serendipitaceae. The record is from the annotation of a GenBank genome assembly.